Drosophila elegans is the source of this 565-nucleotide messenger RNA. It is a transcript of the gene Ssb-c31a, whose product is annotated as RNA polymerase II transcriptional coactivator. The transcript is spliced from 2 exons. The record is from RefSeq and is a predicted model, not a curated record. Bases 102 to 449 code for a protein of 115 amino acids. Gene Ontology annotation, molecular function: DNA binding; transcription coactivator activity. Gene Ontology annotation, biological process: positive regulation of transcription initiation by RNA polymerase II. Gene Ontology annotation, cellular component: transcription regulator complex; nucleus. Lineage: Eukaryota; Metazoa; Arthropoda; Insecta; Diptera; Drosophilidae.
UUUGAUACGAUUAACAACACUGCCUAUCAAGCGCGAAUUUUCACGCAUUCUGCCUCAUAUAUCUUUGUCGUGCAUUUUUAUAAAACAAAAUAAAAGAAAACAUGCCCAAGACUAAGAAGAAGCAAAAGGCCUCCUCCUCUGAGAGCGAUAGCGGCCCGGAGGAUCGCAAUCCGCCGCCAAGCAAGAAAGCGAAGGAAUCUGCAGCCCCGGCGGAAAGUAAAUCCGCUUCCGGAGAUUCGGCCGGAGGUGGGGCCACCACUUGGACCUUGGAAGGACUUCGCCAGGUGCGAAUCAACGAGUUCCGCGGCCGCAAGAUGGUGGACAUCCGAGAAUACUACGAGAAAGGCGGUGAGACCCUGCCCGGCAAAAAGGGCAUCUCCCUGUCCAUAAAGCAGUGGAAGAAACUCCUUGAAGUGGCGGAGGAGGUCACCCGCGCCGUUGAGAAUUAAAAUGUGUAAAUCCACACCAAGCUCUAAGUCCUAAGGAUAUAUGUAAUUACUCUAAACUUUGUUAGCCAGCAUUUAAGUGGGAACUUCCCAGUGAAUAAACUACGACGUUACAAGGA